Osmia lignaria (orchard mason bee) is the source of this 2965-nucleotide messenger RNA. The record is from RefSeq and is a predicted model, not a curated record. Lineage: Eukaryota; Metazoa; Arthropoda; Insecta; Hymenoptera; Megachilidae.
UCCGCCGCCCCAUGGGGCCGGAGGCUCCUCCUAACAUCAUGAACAUGGAUGUUGAUAACCAGGAUGGCUGGUCCUUGGUCAGUACUAAAAAGAAAUCUCUGAAUAAAAAGAAUGACAGUCAUUCAGGAGAAGCUACUAAGAGGUGCGCGUCCCCAAACAUCGAAGAUAACGGUACCUCGAAGCGGAAACCGUCCACCAUGACGGACAUUACAGCGCCACCUCGUGCUCCUCUGAGGUACCCUGCGAGUAUAAGGGUUCGGCCACUAUUAUCCUAACCCUCAAAAAUGAUCGAUGUAAAAGAAGCAAGUCACAGAAUAUGAUCGCUAAAGUUGUGAGUUCUCUAAAAUCCGGUGCUCAGUUCAUGCAGCCGCGUGGUUUCAACAGGGCUGAAGUAAUGUUUAACAACAGUAAAGAAGCGAACCUAUUCCUGGACUCUCCUGCUCUUCAUGACGCUGGCAUUUCGGCUUUUGCCCCCAAACAGAAGAUCGAAAAAAAGGGCCUUCUCAAAGGCAUUUGUCUCGAUGUUAGUAUGGAGGACCUUAUGGAGCUCUCCCUUUCUCCAUGCAAAAUCACCUUUGCAAAAUGUUUAAAUAGAAAGAUACGUGAUCCUGACUCCAAGGAGAUAUCCUGGGUUCCGUCUGAAACCAUCCUCCUAACCUUUGAAGGAUCUGUAGUUCCCGAGAAGAUUCAGGUAUUCGGAAUACUCAACAAAAAUAUUGAGCCUUACAUCGAACGGGUGAGAACCUGUGUCAAUUGUGGAGGCUAUGGACACACCGCUUCUAGAUGUAGAGGACCAACCAUCUGUUUCAAAUGUGGUGAACACAAAAAAGAUGAACAGCACUCCUGUGACGCUCCUACUGGUUGUCUUCAUUGCAAGGGCGAUCACUCUACCUUCCACCCGGAUUGCCAAACCAUGAUCUUCAACCAAGAAGUUAAUCCAACCCUUGCCUUCUAUGAUGUCUCUAUAUAUGAAGCACUUACACAAACCAGAAAGAAACUUGGUCUUGUAAAACAAAGACCUCCAAGACAGUCAUCCGCUAACUCAUCCAAUCCCUCAUCAUUUCCUUCUCUUCCUCCAUCUACAUCUAAAAAAGAAUACACUUUGAGAACCAUCGGUGGCAUUCAGAAGGAACGCCCUGCCAGUCAAUGGAAUAACAAUAUCCUAAAAACGUAUUCAAAGAAUAAUGCCAUUGUCGGCAGCUCUUCUUCAAUCAUUUCGCUACCAUUGGAAUCUCCUCAGAAGGAAUCUUCUUCUGCUAAACUCGCAUCGCAUUCCUCCAAACCUUCAACAUCCUCUCACACAAACCGGGAAACAACCCAACAAAAUAGCAGCUUAAAAUCCAAAUCUCUUCCCACCAGCAAAUUUCUCGUCAAGAACAUCUCUUCCUCUUCAAUCUCCAAAAACAAGUAAACAUGGAUACUGCACAAACAGCCAAUUUUAACGUGCUGUUUUGGAAUUGCCGGAACAUUGUCAGCAAGAAGCCAGAUUUAGAGCUUAUUUCGUCCUUGUAUGAUGUUAUAAUUUGUGUUGAGACUUGGCUCAACCCCAACUUGUCAUUUAGUCUUCCUGGUUUCUCUAUAAUCAGAUGAGACAGAUCUUGUCGAAGGGGCGGUGGUAUCGCCAUCUUCCUAAAGAAGAACCUCCUCUGGUCCCACAUCAGCUCCAUUUUCAUCGAUAAUAACUUGACGGAAUCACUCACCAUCCGUAUUAGUCUAAGCGACUUACAUCUCACCAUUUGUACACGCUACAGACCCCCGUCUUCGAAUUUCGAUCAGGACAAGUGGUAUCAGCUCCUGCAACAACUUCAACAACAGGGACCAUUUAUUUUGGUCGGUGAUUUUAACUAUCACCAGCAUGAAGCAUGGAACUGCAUAAAUGAUUCACGGGCAGGGGAACAUUUUCUUCAAGUUCUUGAAGACACUGUUACGUCGCGAGCGAGAUACGGCGCGCGACGUACAAAAUAAAAAAAAAGAAAAUUAAUGAUGGUUUACAAUACGCGGUUGAGAACGGUAUUAGCGCUGCCACCAGUCCUAAUCGCUCGUGACGAUGUUGAAUCACUCACGAUUAGAACAAUAAAAGAGUUGUUAGAUAAGUUAAUAGAUUAAUUUAGAGAUUAAUCGGGUUCGUCAAUGCUCUAGUCCCAUACGGGCCCCUCGUAUGAACUUGUGCUAGAAAUUAGGCGUGUUAGUGAAGGAAAGGAAGUGUUUGAAACGUAAAUGAAUUAAAACUGGUUAGGUGUAACAAAAAUAUAAUUUCGGAAAAAUAAUCGUGACAAUAAAAGUGGUUGGUUAACAGGAAGUACGAGCUGUUUGAAAUACAAGAGAAAAUAGAUAUAUUAUAAAGAAAAGUAUAAAUUAUAUGAAAAUGAAGCUAUUGAUUACUGGUUAAUUAAAGUUUGAUUAAAUGAUUCGAUGAUUUGAGCGACGAUGUUCUGUGAACCUUUAUACGCGAAAAUGAAAAGAGAGAGAGAGGUCCCAGGGGGAAAUUACCAGAACGACGGUUUCGUGGGGCCGUCUCCUCUGGAUGCGAAUCGGAAUUUAUUCAAGAAUAUUAAUGUUCGAUACCUUAAAUCGUAACGUUGAACGGCACGAUCUAGUGGGAUAUUUUCCAGAACGCCCGGUUCCGUAGAUCGCCCGUUUUGCCUCACUAAAUCCAGAUUUGUCGUAUUGGAUAGAAAUGAAAUGGACAACUUACCAAGAUCGAUGUAAAAUAGUAUAUGAUAAGACUUUGAACUAUUUGUCGCUUAUUUAUCUCUGGUGUCGUCUAGAAUCUGGAAGUCAAAGAAGAGAUGAGAAAACUGUCACUUGCACUGCGCGUUCGCGAUCGGCCUUUUAUUACGGUGUUACGGGACGAUUAAUUACGAGACGAAUACAAUCUAAUUGCAAAACGACGCGACGCGGGAAAAGAAAAAUAAAUAAUAUACGAACAAUAUAAAAACGAAAGAGAAAAGAUAGAAAUUGAAAA